This is a messenger RNA of Funneliformis caledonium, 619 nucleotides long. NCBI's taxonomy places the organism in Eukaryota, Fungi, Glomeromycota, Glomeromycetes, Glomerales, Glomeraceae. The record is from the annotation of a GenBank genome assembly.
UGAAAUUGAACUUGAACAGUUGGAUUAUACAAGACGUGCGUUAAAAGAUACAAAUAAUGAAAUACGCCAUAUACGUAAUAUAACAACUAAUAAAAUGAUAAAAAUACUAGAUCAAGAUCAUACCAAAAAACCUGAUUAUCAAGAAGAGGUUAACUCUAGUAAAGAAGAAUUAGCUAAUGAUUCAGGGAAUGUUUUGAGAGAAGCAUCAGAAUCAAUGGUUGGAAAGAUAGAAAGAAUUCUAUUGACGAGCGAAUUUGUGUUAAAUACAUAUUCUGAACAUAAUCUACCAAGAACUAGGAAAGUUUCAUAUAAGAAUUCUUCAAGCCAAAAAUCAACAAAAUUCACAAAGACUUGGCAGAUGCAAUCUACCAUAUUCUUGCACUAUACCUCUGAAGCGUCUUGCAAUAUAUUAAAGUCAGGAGAUUUGCGAGAAAAUCAAUAUAAUGCUCAAUUUGUUAGUCCUAUAUUAAAGAAUACACUAAAGGUCAUAUGUAACAUUGAUUGGAGAAUUCUCAAAGUGCCAGUAGAAAGUAGCAAAGAUCGUUGUAAUGCAAAUCUCAAUCCAAUCAUUGAUAAAGUUUUAGAGGCGAAGUAUGCAGAUGAGCUUGCUCGUCUUUAG